AUGAAUCCGCGUUGGCAGCUGGUCUUACAAACGAUGAAUUCAGUUUUGUUGAUUGGAGGAUCUGGCUUCCUUGGUUUACACUUGAUAGAGCAGUUUUCUAGACGUAGUCCAAAUACCAAGAUUCAUGUAUUUGAUGUGCGGCCAUUGCCAGAAAAGAUCUCAAAAUAUUUCACCUUCGAUCCCAAAAGCGUUACCUUUCAUGGAGGAGAUAUUACAUCGGAAGACGACUUGUCAGAUGCUAUUAAAGGUUCCAAAUGCGAUGUCAUAGUACACUCCGCAUCACCAAUGCAUGGUGCUCCUCAACAGAUUUAUAAUAAGGUCAAUGUUGAGGGAACUAGAACCUUGAUAUCCGCAGCCAAGAAACAAAACGUUAAAGCAUUGGUUUACACGUCCUCUGCAGGUGUUAUAUUCAAUGGUCAAGACGUAAUGAAUGCAGAUGAAUCUUGGCCGUACCCAGAAGUGCAUAUGGACGGUUACAAUGAGACAAAGGCCAUUGCUGAAACAGAAGUCUUAAAAUGCAAUGAUAUUGACGGCCUUGCAACCGUAUGCUUGCGUCCAGCGGGAAUCUUUGGACCUGGUGAUCGUCAGCUUAUCCCGGGCUUGCGAGGAGUCCUCAAGAUGAAACAGACAAAGUUUCAGGUUGGUGACAACAAUAAUCUUUUUGACUGGACUUAUGUUGGCAAUGUUGCGGACGCACACGUUUUGGCGGCUCAAAAAAUCCUCAGCUCAUCAACGAGAUCCCAAGUGGCAGGCGAAGUGUUCUUGAUUACUAACGAUCAGCCUACUUACUUUUGGACUCUAGCGCGAACGGUUUGGAAAGCUGAUGGCCAUGUGGAUAACUACAACAUUGUGUUACCGCGCACCAUCGCAUUAGGCAUUGGCUAUAUUUCUGAACUAGUUGCAAGCAUAUUGAAGAAGGAAGCCGGCUUGACGCCAUUUAGAGUGAAAGUGGCGUGCGCUCACAGGUAUCAUAAUAUUCUGAAAGCAAAAGAAGUUCUUGGUUACAAACCCGAGGUCAGUAUUGACGAAGGAAUACGCUACACUUUGGAUUGGAUGGACGAGAGUAGAAACUGA
Messenger RNA from Meyerozyma guilliermondii ATCC 6260, 1074 nucleotides. RefSeq names its product sterol-4-alpha-carboxylate 3-dehydrogenase (decarboxylating) (gene ERG26). Gene Ontology annotation, biological process: steroid biosynthetic process. The record is from RefSeq and is a predicted model, not a curated record. Gene Ontology annotation, molecular function: 3-beta-hydroxy-Delta5-steroid dehydrogenase (NAD+) activity. NCBI's taxonomy places the organism in Eukaryota, Fungi, Ascomycota, Pichiomycetes, Serinales, Debaryomycetaceae. Bases 1 to 1074 code for a protein of 357 amino acids. The transcript has a single exon.